Molecule: messenger RNA, 3405 nt
Organism: Austrofundulus limnaeus
Lineage: Eukaryota; Metazoa; Chordata; Actinopteri; Cyprinodontiformes; Rivulidae
Product: SH3 and cysteine-rich domain-containing protein 2
Exons: 11
Coding region: 739-1971 (410 amino acids)
Biological process (GO): positive regulation of protein localization to plasma membrane; skeletal muscle contraction; positive regulation of voltage-gated calcium channel activity
Molecular function (GO): protein binding
Source: RefSeq, a predicted model, not a curated record
UGUCCUUGGUGCUGAAUCAGCCGCCCAGGCUCUGCUGAUGGUGCUCUCUGUGGRCCACAUCUUGGGAUGGGUUUAACCUACAUCUUUAUUCUUUUUCGUAAUGAAUUCAACACAAGGAGAACAGUUUUUGAACUUUUUGAGCAAGGGGAUUUUGAUUAUGUUUUUAAACUUUGGUAAGAUUCAACCCUGUCUGUCUGUUAGCAAAAUAUCUCCUUAAAACCCCUGGGUUGGUUUUAUUGAAACGUUCAGGAAAAGACAGGCUAAAUUCCUUGUUUGAGCUCUCAGCGUCAUCUCCUCUCAGCCAAUCAGGACGAGCUUUUAUGCCCCUGAUUUUGACGGGUUUCUUUUGUCUGUCGCUCUGGACCAAUCAGAAGGAGCUACACACUUUGUGACGGCGAAAUCAAAGUUGUUGUAAAAGGAGUGCGCGCGAGUGUGUGCGCGAGGCGGACGGGAGACGGAGAAAAAAAGAGCAGGAUACUUUUUUAUUUUUUUAAACAAUUAGUCUGAUUUUUAACAAUUCAGAGUUUCAAAUCUGUGAGAAAGACGCUCAUUUUUCGACGGGGGAAAAAAAUAAAUCUUUAAAAAAUGUUGCUGAUAAAAUAAUGUGUCGACCGUCUGAAUCUUAUCUCUUCGCGCGAGACUGUAGCGCCGUUCAGAGCUCUGCAUGAGGAGUUUUCCUGCUCCUCUGUCGCCGCGGACUUCAGGUUUGCUGCUGAAGGAGGGUUGUCUUGAUUCGAGAUGACGGAGAUCAGCGAGAAGGAGAGCGAGCCUCAGAACCGGGACCUCAGCAGGCAGGGCACCAGCCAACCAGAGUCAAAGCUGCAGAGGCUGAAGCGCUCCCUGUCCCUCAAGUCGGUCAUACGCAGCAAGAGUGUGGAGAACUUUUUCCAGCGCAGCAAUGGUGAAACUCGACCAGCCUUUAUCAGCGCACCCCCACCCCCACCUUCUCCUCCCCCCUUCUCUGAAAGCCCCCUGGGCUACGAGCGCUCUCCGUCCAUUUCUCCAUCCAUGAGUUCCAACCCGUCGUUGUCGUCGCACUCCCCCACCGUCAGUCCUUCACUGUCCAGGACCUUAAAGACCCAACCAAAGUCUCAGACCCAGCCGGUCAGGACCCACUGUUUUCAGGAACAUGUCUUCCGGAGGCCUGCGAGCUGCCAGCGAUGCAAACUUAUGAUCCAAGGGAACUCCAAACAGGGUCUGCGUUGUAAAUCCUGUAAACUGGCAACCCACCUUUGGUGCUCCUCAGAGCUCUCUCAGCAGACCUGCAAUGGCAAGGCAGGAGCUUUUAAGAAAAACUUCAGCUCUCCUCUGCUGACCAUUGAUCCACUGGGUGCAGUGAGAGAAGCUCCUGCUGCUCAGGAGACAGAAAAUGUCAUCGUUGACCCCGUGUACCAGGCGCUGCGCUACGGGACGUCACUGGCUCAGAUGAGCCGCUCCAGCUUCGGAAGCAUCUCUGAAUCCCCCUGUCAUGAGGCAGAAAAACUGCAAGACAAACUAGAAAACCAGCCUAUCGCAGAAGAGGAACAGAUUCCAGGAAUGCUCACCCCUCCUGAAAGUGAGAAGGCUGAUUCAGAAGACAGGGUCAGCCUGAAGACUCCAAAGCGGGUGGAGGUUCACUCCAUUCACACCUACGUAGCCCUCUACAAGUUCCUGCCUCAGGAGAAGAACGACUUGGAAUUACAGCCCGGUGACAGGAUUCAAGUCACGGAUGAUUCUAAUGAAGACUGGUGGAAGGGAAAAAUCCGAGACAAGGUGGGAUAUUUCCCGGCCAACUUUGUGCAGCGGGUUCGCCCCGGCGAGCGGGUGUGGAAGGUCACUGCGGGUUUCCACGGCAGCCGAGACAAAAGCCAGAUGACUGUGAAAGAGAACCAGAUCUGUGUGGGGAAAAACGAGGAGACUGACGGCUUCCUCCGGCUGAGCAGCGCGAAGAAGAGAGGCCUGGUCCCUCUGAAGUGUCUGCUGGAAGUAUGAUGGCUUCUCCUUGAUCCCCCCAUGUUAACCUGACGAAGAAACACUCAGGAGAGUUCAACCAGCACCUCACUGAAAAGCAACCACCACAUUAAAAAAAAAAAAARAAAAGAAAAAGUGGCUACAAAUGAGCAGCUUGAGUGGCGAUAGCCCACAGUUUUGCUUUUGGCUGCAAAAAGACCAAAGUUCUCACUUGAAGGAGCUUCUUUGGAGGUGCUCUGCUCUCCCAGUAGCACAGCUUCUUUUUGUGAGCUUUGAACACUCGCARGAGAAAUGUAGCAAAUAAAACGGAGGAGGAGACGUGUUGAGGGRACUCUGGCUACCUCAGAAGCCAUUUCCACUGAUCCGCUGCUAACGAAGGAGGAGCAAGGACUACUUUAUGACAUCAAGGCAAGCUCAAAGUCUGUUCAAACUGUCUUCAUUUUGUUGUGUGUGUAGAGAGGAAUCACAGUAAAAUACUCGAGCUGUUUUGGCUUGAACAGACCAAGUUAAGUGGAUUUCAGCUGAGUGUAAAAAAUCUCCACAUUGUCACAAUAUGCAGGUUUGUUGCUCUAAUUCAGAUUUAUUAUUUGCAUACUGACUAAAUAUUCAGGUAUAACAUUCAGUAAAAGCGCAAGUCAAAAACACACACAUUUACAUACUCACACCAGGGUUUUCUGUGACCCAAACUGCUCCUCGGUAAUUAGAAUACGGUGCAUUCGUGCCGUCACCAGCUUCAAUGUGACUAAUAUUUUGCAUGCACCUUGGGGAGGAGUUAGUUUGCCCUUCAGUCACACUCUGUCCUGUCCUCACACGCAGAGCUUAUAUAUUCACUUUUAUCUUAGCAGCUCUUUAAUUAGCCAUUAGAAUAUGUCUCCUGUUAUUCUAUUAUACUCAUCCUCUAUCUGUAUGUAACGCCUGGUUAUAUUAUCAUGUGUUUUACCGGCAGGGAAGAGCAGAACAAAACAAAAUAAUUAAAACAGGGAAAACUGUCAAUCUUUCAGUCACUCAAAACCAUCACCGUAUAAUUUUUCUGACUCCGACAUUGUGGCGGAAAUGAUAACAACGGACAAAAUUACCUCACUCUCUUUAAUUCAAUGCUCUGCCGUUAAUAAUAAGGCGGUGACAAAGCUGCCUCGGCUGUGGCAAUAAGUGUAAAUAUAAACAUGACGGUGUUUGUAAAUAGYUUUGUUUACUUUGGCUCUAAAUAACCCUGACCGAGAGGUUUGCAGCUUGGCCAGAGCCAAAGCAGGGCAUUAUUUCAGCUCUUCUAUCUAACCUGCAGGAGAUUAAUGUUUACGGUCUCAACGAUCUGCAGGGUGUACGCAUCACUUUGCUCAGAUGAUAUUGAAAUUGAGAUUUGACAUUGAAAAAUUAAACACUGAAAAAAGAAACAAUGAAAAGUGAAACAUUGAAAAACUAAACAUUGAAAAGAUUUUGGCAUUGUAACUUUAAAAU